Molecule: messenger RNA, 751 nt
Organism: Phyllotreta striolata
Lineage: Eukaryota; Metazoa; Arthropoda; Insecta; Coleoptera; Chrysomelidae
Source: the annotation of a GenBank genome assembly
CUCCAGUGCUCGUACUUACCUACUAAGAUUAGAAUAAAAAAUAAAUAAACAAACAAAAAAUGUUUUCGAGUAAAUUAACAAAGGGUGCCGUGGCGUUCGAGUUGGCGUUGGUUUUGUUGCCGUUGUGCGGUGCCCUUAUUAGCGAUUACAAUCGCCGAGAAAACAUCGCGGAAAGUUCGGUUUUCCCGAAACAGGAAACUUUCGAGGCCUACUUGGACGUCGCCCCGUUCCAAUUAAUGGAUCCCAUAGCUCUAGGUAACUUCGAUCAUUUACCAGCGAAUCAACUCCAUCGAAUUCCAUCGAAUUGCACGCUAUUCAUCCCGAGGAUAUUCGCGAAUAGCGCUGUAAACCUCGAACUACGAGGACCGUUCUUACACAUCAAAGCCUACUGCGAAAACCUAGGCCUACUCGAUUUCGUUUUAGCGCCUACUACAAAAAACACCGACGAUAUGCGAGUCGUUUUCGACGUAGACAACACCGAGUACAUCAUUUUGAAUUAUUUGUACGUGAAAAUCAUUUUCGCCGGUUUGUUCAUCACCACAGGACUUUUAGUAGCCGUGGAAAUCCGGGAUAUUUACGAAAAAUUCAAACUAAACAGACGCAACAAACAGUUCGUCAGGUUAAUCGAAGAUGACGUUUGACAUUUGACAUUUGACACAAUUGACGUUUGGCAGCUUUUUAAUAUGUCGUGAUUCAUAAUUAGAUUAAAAAUCUGUGAUAAGUAGGUAUUAAAUAACAAUUUAUAGGUUUG